AUGGCUGCGAAGUCCACUAGAAUUGCUAUCAUAGGCUCAGGAACAAUCGGACUGUCCUUCGCCGCCCUUCACUUGUCAAAAAACCCAACAUGUCGAGUCACGAUAUACGACACGAGGCCGGACAUCAACGACUACGUCUCAAAACAUAUUCCAGGCUAUCUCAUCGACACCGACCAAAUAUCAUGUAUGGAACGACUUUCGAUUGCCAAAGAUUUGGCAGAAGCUGUCAGAGAUGCCGACAUUGUACAAGAGCAAGGACCAGAGAAUUCAGAUUUCAAGGUUGCAGUUUGGCCAGAGAUUGAGAAGCAUGCACCAGGACACGCACUCUUGUGGUCAAGUACAAGUGGCAUUCCUGCCAGCGAGCAGAACAGAGAUAUGAAAGAUAAGAGUCGACUUGCUGUCGUACAUCCUUACAAUCCGCCGCAUAUCAUGCCUUUGCUCGAGGUCGUGAAGUCGCCUACCACUUCAGAAGAGGUCGUGGAAAGGACAAUGGAAUACUGGCGAGCUCUUGGACGCACUCCUGUGGUAGUACAAAAGGAGUGUGUUGGGUUCGUGGCCAACCGACUCGCGUUUGCGUUGCUACGGGAGGCCAGCUCGCUGGUCACUCAAGGUGUGGUGGGUGUGGAAGACUUGGACGAAAUCGUUCGUGCUUCAAUGGGACCUAGAUGGGCAGUUGCUGGUCCUUUCAAGGCGUAUGCUGCUGGGGGUGGAGAAGGAGGUUUACAAAGCUUCCUUGAGAAGAUUGGUGGGACGAUACAGAAUUGUUGGGAUGCGAGUGAUGAGGAUACGCAGAAGGGUAAUAUCAAAAUUGGUGAGGAGUGGCAACAGGACGUUUGCCAACAAGCAGAUCGCGCGUAUGGCGUUGUAAACACAGCCGAAAGAGACCGUAAGACUAGAAAGGUUUUGGAAGCUGUGCAGACUGGGUAG
This is a messenger RNA of Cercospora beticola, 927 nucleotides long. RefSeq lists its product as uncharacterized. Lineage: Eukaryota; Fungi; Ascomycota; Dothideomycetes; Mycosphaerellales; Mycosphaerellaceae. Gene Ontology annotation, molecular function: NAD+ binding; L-gulonate 3-dehydrogenase activity. The record is from RefSeq and is a predicted model, not a curated record. Gene Ontology annotation, biological process: fatty acid metabolic process.